Molecule: messenger RNA, 2419 nt
Organism: Lobosporangium transversale
Lineage: Eukaryota; Fungi; Mortierellomycota; Mortierellomycetes; Mortierellales; Mortierellaceae
Product: Man1-Src1p-C-terminal domain-domain-containing protein
Exons: 5
Coding region: 71-2386 (771 amino acids)
Cellular component (GO): nuclear inner membrane
Molecular function (GO): chromatin binding
Source: RefSeq, a predicted model, not a curated record
CGAUUCAGUUCAUCCAUCGACGACGCGACUUCUUCGAGGAAUCCCUCAUUUAGCUUUAGCCUGACCCAUAAUGCCGAAGGAGCCGUUACCAAGGUAUCUCCAUCCCGACUACAAUCCCAUGCGGGAUAAGAUGGAUCGACUUCGUGAAAUUCUUAUUCAUAACAAGGUCAAGACGCCUUCCGGGAAUGUCAGGAAACAGGAUUUUAUUGAUUUGUUUGAACAGCAUAUCAGGCCUCAGAUACCAGCACUUAGGAAGUAUUAUGAGAAUAUCAAGCCGUCGGAGAAAGGGAUCAUCAAAGUACCUGCGUCUACUACGACUCAUCUAUCAAAUGAUCGCAAGCAGGUCAAACCUGCGGUUCCGCCACAUAAAUCAGCUACUGUUACCUCUUCCUCCUCUUCCAGCUCUACAUUACAACAAGGCCAUGUAUCACAACCACUCCCGUCUUUAAGUUCGCUACCAGCUUCGACAUUAGCUUCAUCAUCAGUUCAACCAGUGCCAGAAACAGGACCUUUGAGGCAGAAUGGGCAACAGACAUCAGGAACUGAAUCAACAAGUUUCAGUAGAGGUAGUAGCGCUGAUAAGUCAGAUUUCACGAAUGUAUCAAACGAAGUAACUAAGGAGGACCAUCCGACAAAAGACGUAGAACGAGGAAGAACGCAACGAGCAUCGACAGAUAUUAAGGAUACGAAGAGCAUUGAUGAUAGCGGUCGGGUUAAGCGUCGGAGAAGAUCUUCCUCAACAAAGAAGAGAGCGCCUAGUCAAAAUUUUUCAAAGGAGAAUCCAUUUCAGAGUAGCAAGGAGUCAGAACGCAGGCGGCGGUCUAAAUCAAGGGAUGGUGUUUCUUCUACGUCGCAUCCCUCGUUAAAAUCGCGUUCAGCCUCAAAGUCACGCACAUCAAGAGCGCGUAGCAAGUCGGGUAAUGGAUUGCGAGAGACCAGGAGGGAUUCAUCAGGGAGAAUGGAGCACGACGACAUCUUUGGAGCUGCAGCUCUGCCUGCAUUUUCAAAUUAUAUUCGUAGACCCAAGUAUCCAGUUUCAACAUUUGACGAUAUCGACUCUGAUGGUCCCCCUUUCCACAAUUCGCCAUUGGUGGCUAAAAGUCGAAGGAUAUUAGAGGCUACACUUGCUAAACCCAAACCUUUAAAUUUCGGGGCGAUGCAUUAUCAUCAAGGACAGAGAGAGGUUGGCUUUAAUAGGAUUCAGAAUGAAAAACAGCAAAGUUCAUGGAUGCCAUUCCGAUUAUUGCUUUCUGUGGCAGUUCUAUUCUUUGCAUCAUGGUAUCGGCAGACACGCUUUCAAAUUGGCUUUUGCACAUCGGAUUCUUCCACUCCCAGCAGUCCUAACGAAUAUCAGAAUCAAUUCUGGGGUUGGAUGUAUCCCACAUGUAUCCCAUGCCCAACACAUGCAACGUGCUUAGAUCCCAAUGAGCCGCCUCUCUGCCCACCAGAGUAUAUUCUGAAGCCAAACCCACUCAGUUUUGAUAACUUUCUGCCGCUAACACCUGUUUGUGUCCUCAAUAAGGCGAAAGAGUAUCAGAGUCUGCAAGUAGCAGAUGUGGCUGAGCAUAUCUUGCAUCGUAAGGCUGGAAUUGAGGAAUGCAAAUUUUAUGUUCAGCCACCAAGGACACUUGAGUUCAUAGCACGCCAACGGAUAUCAAUUAGAGACUUGAAGGACGAAAUCUAUUCAAUGAAAGAUUCUAGCAUAUCCUUGGAGGAAUUCGAGCAAUAUUGGGAUCUUGCCUUGAAGGAAUUGUUCCGCAGGUCAGAUAGCCUUGUUUUUGAACAAUGGAUCGAUGAAGAGUAUCUUCGUUCACUCAAGCCUAGUAAAUCUCUUGUGUGCGCGAUGCGGCAGGGAUUUCUUGGCUGGUGUCUUGAGUACCAACUGUAUAUCUUGACUAUUAUCAUUGCCUCAUUAUCUGGAUUUUUUUUCCGGCGCCAUCUCCAUAACAAACGCGAAGAGUCCAAAAUAGUUCAAUCCCUUGUUGAGACUGUUCUUAGCAAACUAACAGAUCAGUCACAUUACUACUAUAUCGAUCCCUUCAGCUACCCUGAGCCAUAUCUAUCUCAGAUUCAUCUUCGGGACGCUCUUUUGAUUGAUGUGGCUCAGCCUGCGCGGCGUAACGAACUAUGGGAGAAAGUUUCUACUAUUGUUGACAAGGAUGCGAAUGUGCGGGUGAGUUUGCAAGAAGUGAGAGGUGAGAUCCAUCGAGUUUGGGAAUGGAUUGGUGCAUCGGGUAUAUUGAGCAACAAGCCUAGGAGCACCGCAACCAGUAGUAGCCCAAGUAAUAGCUUCAGGCCUUCUAAUAGCAUCAGUAGCUUGCAUGUUACAGCAGCAAUUGAAAGUAGCCCAAUUGAUGAGCUCGUCUCAUAUCCGAUCAUUUCCUAGGAGCUAUCCUGCAAUAAAAAAAAAAGUUUCAAG